This is a messenger RNA of Haemorhous mexicanus (house finch), 1441 nucleotides long. RefSeq names its product inorganic pyrophosphatase 2 (gene PPA2). NCBI's taxonomy places the organism in Eukaryota, Metazoa, Chordata, Aves, Passeriformes, Fringillidae. The transcript is spliced from 13 exons. Gene Ontology annotation, molecular function: magnesium ion binding; inorganic diphosphate phosphatase activity. Gene Ontology annotation, biological process: phosphate-containing compound metabolic process. The record is from RefSeq and is a predicted model, not a curated record. Gene Ontology annotation, cellular component: extracellular exosome; cytoplasm. Bases 317 to 1288 code for a protein of 323 amino acids.
GGCAAGCAAACAGAGUGAGCUGAUACCAGCCCGUGCUUUGCAAUACGCGGCCGUGGCCGUCUCAGCAUGUGGCAGGAGCUGUAAAGCUGGAUUUACUGUCUCCUUGGACUGCUGCCAUAAGCAUAACCUCACGCUCUGCCAUGACUUCCGGAGCUUCCCCACCGCCUCGGCUGCAGAUUUUAAACUGGAGACAUUCACAGCUUGAACGCGGCUGACACAGGACAGAAAGAUUUCACACCUUUUUGCUGGAUACUUCCCUGAUAACCUUCACCAGCAGGAGCUGUUACAAGGUCAUUGAACGGGAUCAGUCCUAUAAAUGCUUUUUGCUGGCCCAAUUGGAAUGGUAUGCAAGGAAUUAGAUGCAAAAUGCUUGGGAAUGAAUGUGAAAAAAUCCCUCGGCAGUAAAAGACUUGGUAAUUCUGGAGAAUUUUCUCAAGAGAAUGCAGAUGGCAAAUAUAUUUCCCCAUUCCAUGACAUUCCGUUGUUUGCUGGAUCUAAAGAGGAUAAAGAAAUUCCUGCAAAGAGGUCAAAGACUACUGGAUCUGAGGUCCUGUUUAAUAUGAUUGUAGAAGUGCCUCGUUGGACUAAUGCAAAAAUGGAGAUUGCCACGGAGGAGCCAUUGAAUCCCAUUAAACAUGAUACAAAGAAAGGCAAGCUUCGAUAUGUGGCAAAUAUCUUUCCUCACAAGGGUUAUAUAUGGAAUUAUGGUGCCCUCCCACAGACCUGGGAAGAUCCAAACCAUAUGGAUAACCUUACAGGAUGUUGUGGGGAUAAUGAUCCUAUUGAUGUUUGUGAAAUAGGUUCAAAGAUUCGUUCUUGUGGUGAAAUUAUUCAGGUGAAGGUCUUGGGUGUUUUAGCUCUUGUUGAUGAAGGAGAGACAGAUUGGAAGAUAAUUGCCAUCAGUGCAGAUGAUCCAGAAGCUCAGAAAAUCCAUGAUAUCGAUGAUGUCAAGAAGCACAAACCGGGUUAUCUUGAGGCUACAAUUGACUGGUUCCAGUUAUAUAAAGUCCCUGAUGGUAAACCAGAAAAUCACUUUGCUUUUAAUGGAGAAUUUAAAAACAAGGAUUUUGCUGUUGAAAUUAUUAAAUCUACCCAUGAACACUGGAAAGCUUUGCUUCAUAAAAAAGUUGAUGGAGGUGCUGUAAAGUGCACAAAUAUUCUGGUGAGUGACAGCCCAUUUUGUUGCAGCGAGGAGGAUGCCCGAUCGAUUGUGCAGUCAGCACCAGCAUUUAUGAAUGGAGAUCCUGUUUCACCAGAAGUUGAUUCCUGGUACUUUUUUCCCAAGUGAUCAUCAAGGUCUUCUGAAUGUGCAUCAUCAAAUCUUAAAAAUCUUCCCUUUCUUUGAAGAUAGACAAAAGCACUGAUUGUUGGAUUCCUGUUGAAACAACUUUUCAACUUGUGUAAACCUUCUCUAAUGUAAAUAAACUCUGCCAUUAUAAAA